This is a messenger RNA of Scophthalmus maximus (turbot), 1238 nucleotides long. RefSeq names its product ubiquitin like 4A (gene ubl4a). The transcript is spliced from 4 exons. Gene Ontology annotation, molecular function: protein binding. Gene Ontology annotation, biological process: post-translational protein targeting to endoplasmic reticulum membrane. Bases 212 to 706 code for a protein of 164 amino acids. Lineage: Eukaryota; Metazoa; Chordata; Actinopteri; Pleuronectiformes; Scophthalmidae. The record is from RefSeq and is a predicted model, not a curated record.
GUGGAGUUGUCCUCCACACAGCCAGUAGGUGGCAGUAAUGUCGCCUGGGAGCCUCAGCGGGCUGCUCGCAGCUGCCGCAGAAGAAGAUGGGCCGUUGACAAGAGGAGAAGCCCUUUUGAGUGAGCGAAGUAACGUUACAUGAGUCGAGUUUACUUUUAAUCCUUAGACGUAGUUUGUGUGUGUGUGUGGUCGUAGUCGUGUUUAGUUCGGGAUGUCAUCGAAAAUGAUCCUUACCGUGAAACCCCUUCAAGGAAAAGAAUGCAGUGUGCAGGUGACUGAAGAUGAAAAAGUUGCCAGGGUGAAAGAACUUGUGUCCGAACAUCUCAACAUACCAGCAGACCAGCAGCGGUUGCUCUAUAAAGGGAAGGCGCUUGCAGAUGAACACAGACUGAGUGAUUACUCCAUUGGACCAGAGGCUAAACUGAAUCUGGUGAUCCGUCCAGUGGGUGAGAGGACUGCAGCUUCAGGGAUGGCUGCCAGCAGCAGCAGUAGCUACGGCGGUGGCACACAUAGAGGAGUGUGGCAGACGGUGUCCAUGAUACUUGCUCGACACUUUAGUCCAGCAGAUGCAGCAAAAGUCCAUGAACAGCUUAUUAAGGACUAUGAGCGUUCACUGCGACAACUGAGUCUCGAUGACAUUGAGCGCUUAGCGGGUAGACUCCUUUACCCAGACGGUGAGGGGAUGGACACCUCAUACAUGGACUGAGAAUGAAUGCCUAGCCGGAAGUUGCUUUAUGUGAUUGUCAUUCUAGAGGUGCUCAGUGCCCUAGAUGCAUUCAGUGUUUAGAGUAUGAGGCAUGGACAAUACAGUAUCAGUUUUCCAGCACAGAGGCCUAAUCAGUGGCUGAGUGAACACGGAUAACACGGACUGUCUUAACAACAGGGCUUUCUUAUCCAAGACCAAAGUAGUUGGAUAAGAAAACUUUGUCAAUAUGAAUCGGUCCUCGUCAUUGAUGUCACAGUCAAGACACGAGGCCUGAUCACAAUAUUUGUAUACAAAGGAAUCCAUUUAUGCAGUUUGUUUCACAUUAUCUCUGGCUGCUACAACUCCCAGGGGACACUCACUUUUACUGGAGGGUAUUUAUUAGCAGUGUCUGUGUUAGGUGAUGAUUGCUGGGUGUUUUCUGUUAAUCAUCUAUGCGAAGGUGAUACAUGUUUUAUCCCAUAAAUACCUGAUGGCAAUGUAUAAUUUGUAAAUAUGUUUAUAUAUAUACAUACAAUAAAACACAAAAAAGACA